This is a messenger RNA of Prinia subflava (tawny-flanked prinia), 2423 nucleotides long. It is a transcript of the gene RETSAT, whose product is annotated as retinol saturase. The transcript is spliced from 11 exons. The record is from RefSeq and is a predicted model, not a curated record. Bases 154 to 2007 code for a protein of 617 amino acids. NCBI's taxonomy places the organism in Eukaryota, Metazoa, Chordata, Aves, Passeriformes, Cisticolidae. Gene Ontology annotation, cellular component: endoplasmic reticulum membrane. Gene Ontology annotation, biological process: retinol metabolic process. Gene Ontology annotation, molecular function: all-trans-retinol 13,14-reductase activity.
CCCGCUUCCCCGCCCCUCCCCGCGGCCUCCCCGCCCAGUGCCGGAGUUAUCCCCCGUGCCCUCUGUUCCCGUUCCUGCUGUUGCUGCCGGCCCGCCACUGUUCCCGGCUCCGCGGGACAUAGCGGGGCUCCCGCAGCCGGACUGCGCAGCACCAUGUGGCUGCAGGCACUGCUCUUCCUCGCCCCCCUUCUCCUCCUCCUCGUCGUCCUGCUGUCCGUCCUGUCCCUCGUGCUCCCGCGGGUCAAGGGCACCCACAACCCCUUCGCCACCGACAGCCGCCGCCCGCCCGCCCCGCUCGUCACCGACAAGGCUGUGCGCAGGACAGUCGUCAAGACAGUGUUCUCGGCAGAGAAGGUGCCCCAGGGGCUCGAUGCCAUCGUGGUGGGCAGCGGCAUUGGUGGCCUGGCAGCUGCGGCACUGCUGGCCAAGGCCGGCCGGCGCGUGCUGGUGCUGGAGCAGCACGGGAAGCUGGGGGGCUGCUGCCACACCUUCACUGAGAAGGGCUUUGAGUUUGACACUGGCAUCCACUAUGUGGGGCAGAUGCAGCAGGGCUCCAUGAUGCGGUUCCUGGUGGACCAGCUGACAGAUGGGCAGCUGGAAUGGGCCCCACUCCCGGACACCUACGAUGCUGUGGUUUUGGGGGACCCCCAGGGUGCUGGCAAGACCUUCCACAUCUAUUCAGGGAAGAGGGAAUAUUUCCAGAAGCUGAAGGAGCAGUUCCCCGGGGAGGCGGCGGCCAUUGAUGAGUUCCAGCGGUUGGUGAAGAGCACUCGUCGUGGGGCUGUGAUGGUGGGGAUACUGAAGAUGCUCCCACGGUUCCUGGCCCGGCUCCUGAUCUGCUCCAGGCUGCUCCCACACCUCUGCUCCUUCUUCCGCUUGGCCUCACGCAGCGUCAAGGAGGUGGUGGAUGGUCUCACCACCAACCCAGAGCUCCGGGCUGUCCUCAGCUACAUCUUCCUUACUUAUGGUGCGCUCCCCUCCAAUUCCAGCUUCUCCAUGCACAGCAUCCUGGUGAACCACUUCCUCCCUGGUGCGUGGUACCCCAAGGGUGGCGCCGGGGAAAUCGUCUUCCACACCAUUUCCGUGAUCCGGAAGGCUGGAGGCAAUGUGUUUGGGAAGGCGCCGGUGCAGAGGAUCCUGCUGGACGCCCAGGGCAGAGCCUGCGGUGUGAGUGUCAAAAAAGGCCAAGACUCAGUGGAUAUCUUUGCUCCCGUGAUCAUUUCAGACGCCGGGAUCUUCAACACCUACGAGAGGCUGCUGCCGGCGGAGGCGCGGGCUCUGCCGGAGAUCCAGUCCCAGCUCCACAUGGUAGACCACGGUGAGGGGAGCUUCACUGUCUUUGUUGGCCUCAGCGGCUCGAGGGAAGAGUUGGGGCUGGAACCCAUCAACUACUUCAUGUUCCCAGGGAACGACCUGGAUGGAAUGGUGAAGCGCUACCUGGCUUCACCCAGAGAAGAAGCUGCCGACAACAUCCCUGUCCUCUUUGUCACCUCGCCAUCAGCCAAGGACCCCACCUGGGAAAUGAGGCACCCAGGUAAAUCCACGCUGGCCAUCGUCACCAUCGCCAGGUACGAGUGGUUCAAGGAGUGGAAGGACAAGCAGGUUCACAAGCGGGGGGAUGACUAUGAGGACCUGAAGAAGACUUUUGUGGAUGCCAUCAUGCAGACUGUCCUCAAGCUCUACCCUCGCAUUGAGGGCCGGAUCGAGUACCUCUCGGGUGGGACUCCCCUCACCAACCAGCACUACAUCGCCAGUCCUCAGGGGGAGAUCUAUGGAGCCGACCACAACAUCGCCCGCCUGCAGGCUGAAACCAUCGCCGCCGUGCGGGCAGAGACAGCCGUGCCCAACCUCUACCUGACAGGGCAGGAUUUGUGCCUGGGGGGUUUCAUGGGAGCCCUGCAAGGAGCCGUCAUCUGCGCCAGCACCAUCCUCAAGCGCAACCUCUACGUGGACUUGGCGCGGCUGAAGAAGCGCUUGCAGGACACCAACUCCAAGAAGGGAGACUAAAGCCUGCCAUCCCACCACCAGGGACCUCUGCUCCCCUCCACAUCACUCCCACCUCACUCUCAGCUGUCACACACCUGUAGCAGAUUCUGUGUUGCCCUGGUUUUUCUGAGAUUUUUUAAAGCCUUCUACUUAUUUGUAAGAUAGAGUCAGUUCUGUAGCUACUGUUGCGAUAUUAAGGUUCAGUCUUUCAUUUUCUCACGCUUUGGAACAUAAACAACCUUUCUUGUUUUUGUUCACUGUCCUUUGCUUACAUAUUUCCAGCCUGAAAACAAUGUUGGUUGACAGCUAGCAUAGCCAGUGGGGUGAAGGGGUAGUAACCCCAAGAUCCAAUGUGCUUUCAGACCCACAAAAUUAUAAAAGGAAAGAAAUAAACAGGCUGGCGCUCUUUUUCUCGGUGGGGAGCAGCUUUCACUGAA